UAGCGCAAUGAGGAGUAGUAGUGUAAGGAGAGGAGUAGCAGCGUUCGGCGAUUAGCAUCAAUGGAGCAGCGAGGAGGAGGAGCAGCAGCGCGAGGAGAGGGUUGCCUUCCGUUAUAGAGGUGCAAACUAAGACGGGUAUGCUGAUCAAUUACCACACCGCAUGACGAGCGAAGCAGAAGGUGUUGAAGAUGCUGUUUGGAAGUUUCGAAGAGUCUUACAACUAUGCUCCGAGGCUGCUGCAGAAGAUUGCCAUGACAUAUCCAAGGACUCAGUGGGCCAUGGAGGAUGAGCCGAUCAAGCUGGAGGAUGGGUCAUACAGCAACAUUGACCGAUACCUUAUUAGGUUUUUCUGGUCCUUUGCACAAUGCAUCGAAGUUUUCAGACAUUGCAAGCUAGUUGUAUGUGUGGAUGCCACAUUUCAUAGCGGCAAGUACCAUGGUAACCUUAUGACAAUGAUGGUGGUGGAGGCAGACAAUCAGAUCAUUCCUCUCGCAUUUGCAAUGGUUGAGAGUGAGAAAAAUGAUAGAUGGCUUUGGUUCCUCACCUUGGUGAGGACACGUGUCACUAGCAAUAGGGGGCGAGUUUACAUCAUCUCAGAUCAUAACAAGGGCCUUUUGUAUGCGUUAGACGUGCUGCAUGACAGCACAAACUACUUCAUUGCAUGGCAUGAUGUGGAGAGAAGGUGGUGCAUGCGACACUUGGGCGCAAACCUGUACACAAGGUACCACAACAAGGGUCUUGUAAAGAGGUUCAAAGGGUUGUGUCUUCAGAACCAGCACGCGAAGUUCAACGAGAUAUGGAGAGAGUUAAAUGAGACCACUCGCAAGAUGAUGACAGAGCAAGAAGCACAAGAGGACCAUCUGUGGAUGUAAAUAGUGAGGGGCAAAACUAUCAUUAGCCGUUCAUGUGCUACCAUUCAAAUCAUGGUAACAAUAGUUACAACUCAAGCAUUGGCAAGCGUAACUAGAGUAAAUAGAAUUACAACACCCUCACGCUAUGGUAAAAGUAUUUACGGCCUAUAGCAAUCUAUAGGAUUUGCACCAUGGUAUUGUUCUAAUACCAGCUAGGUCUUACAUAUUAGAAUUUUAGAAGAUGAUGCUUAU
Phragmites australis (common reed) is the source of this 1103-nucleotide messenger RNA. RefSeq lists its product as uncharacterized. Bases 189 to 872 code for a protein of 227 amino acids. Lineage: Eukaryota; Viridiplantae; Streptophyta; Magnoliopsida; Poales; Poaceae. The record is from RefSeq and is a predicted model, not a curated record. The transcript has 2 exons.